This is a messenger RNA of Syngnathus acus (greater pipefish), 2180 nucleotides long. RefSeq names its product magnesium transporter MRS2 (gene mrs2). The record is from RefSeq and is a predicted model, not a curated record. Gene Ontology annotation, molecular function: magnesium ion transmembrane transporter activity. Gene Ontology annotation, cellular component: mitochondrial inner membrane. Lineage: Eukaryota; Metazoa; Chordata; Actinopteri; Syngnathiformes; Syngnathidae. Gene Ontology annotation, biological process: mitochondrial magnesium ion transmembrane transport. The coding region runs from base 281 to 1660 and encodes 459 amino acids. The transcript has 13 exons.
AUCGCGGUGCAUGAUGGGUAGGACACAUCCUGUUUCAGGUUUUCAAUCAACCGGCUACUGCAACCACUCGAUUAGCAUUCCGAUAUCGAGUCGUAACGUGUGUAUUUGUGAGUUUACCCAAGUUUGCAGUUAGCGACGUGAAGUUGACUUGUGUUUCUUGUGCUUGACGUCAUUGUCAUUAAGAUCUGAAGUCGAUAACUUUACUUGGAGCGCAUAGUGUCUUAUUAGCAGCUGCUAUGCAAACUAGCAAUGACGGUCACGUGAAGAAGGAUACAGAAUAAUGGCAGAAAUACGGAUUGCUCUGGAGAUGAAACUACACAGAAUACUGAGCUGCCCAAGGAUGUAUCUUCCAUACAGGGGACAUUCUAAACGCCUUUUAGGCUCUGUUGGUGCUCUCUCUUGUAUGGGAGGGAAUGAAGCUCUAAGUCCCAUGGUUGGUCGUGGCAUGCUCUACUGCAAAACAUGCACAGUGCCACCAAUGAACUACAGUGAAGCUGCUCCUGAAGCAAGUCGUCAUUUGCUGCUUGAGUCGAGAAGAAGAGGUUCAGCAAGAAACAAGAACCUACUGAGAGGAGGAGGAGCAUGGCCUGUGUCCUUUGUCCGCCACAGAAUGACAGAAGCUCCUCUUUCCACUGUGCCACCACCUUUUGUCGUGAUGAGAUUUGACCAAGAGGGAAAUGUCACAUCAUUCGAGAAAAAGAAAACAGAGCUUUGUCAAGAGCUAAGUCUUCAGGCGAGGGAUCUUCGCUUUCAGCACAGUAGCAGCCUCACCACUAGAAACAACUGCAUUAUCCUACGAAUGGAGACGUUGAAAGCCAUUGUGACUCCCCAUUGUCUUUUGGUGCUGGAUUUCCGUGGGCUGGGGUUAGAACGCUGGCUCGUCCUGGAGCUUGGCCCGCAGCUGACCUCACAGACGCACUCCCUGCCUUUUGAGUUCAGGGCUCUGGAGGCCAUCCUGCAGCACAGGGUCAACAAUUUACAAACUCGGCUCAACAAAGUUGAACCGGAGAUAUUGGACGUUUUGGAGUCUCUGGUGGAUCCGAAAAUCCUGUCAGCUGAUAGAAGUAAACUGCACGUACUGCUGCAGAACAGUAAGAGUUUAUCAGAGUUGGAGACGGACAUUAAGGUUUUCAAAGAGUCCCUGCUGAAGAUUUUAGAUGAGGACGAAAUCAUUGAAGAGCUGUGUCUCACCAAGUGGACAGACCCGAGAGCAUUUGAGGAGAGCAGUUUGGGGAUUGACCAUGCAGAGGAGAUGGAACAUUUACUGGAUAAUUACUACAUGCAGGCUGAAGAGUUAAGCAACAAGGCCAGGGAGUUGAAAGGCCUGAUCGACGACUCGGAGAGUGUCAUCUUUAUCAAUCUGGACAGCCAUCGAAAUGUGAUGAUGCGUUUGAACCUGCAACUGACUAUGGGGACCUUCUCACUCUCCUUAUUUGGUCUCAUUGGCGUAGCCUUUGGAAUGAAUUUGGAGUCGACUUUUGAAGAGGACCCUCGUGUUUUUUGGCUGGUUACAGGAUUCAUGUUCCUUGGCAGCGGCCUGAUUUGGAGGCGAUUGUUGUCAUUUCUAGGACGACACCUAGAACCUACAUUAUUACCACCAAUUCCUCCAGUUUGGAAGAGAAAUCUGAAAGCAUCAGACAUGAAGACUGGAUUGAGGUGAUGCUAGCUUUAUAUCUUGAACCUUUAGCACUUUUAAGGCCAUCAAACUGACCUCAUGUAUUUGACAAAGAUGCAAAUUAGUUGCUUCCCUUCACCCACUUCAGAGUGUGUCAAGUGUUAUUUCCUUGCCUUAUUUGUUACUGCAAUGUAUCAUAAUCUUCUAAAGUGACAUAUGUCUGUGUUAUUUCGGGAUAAUUAGACAAAUGUGUCUGCGUGUAGCUAUUUAAUUCCACAAAUUGAUUCAUCUUUCUGUGGGUACAGGUUUUUAAAUUGUCAGAAUUUAGUUGAACUUAAACAACUUGACUUGUGAUUUGUGUAUUUUAUCUUGAUUCUGUAUUUUGAAAUCAUACAAAGAGGAAAAGCAGAUAUUAAAUUAUAUAACUAAUGUUUUGGUAACAUUUUUACAUUGUUGCAUGUGCAGUGUCUAUUUUCUGCCUCCUAAAAAUAAAAUACCAGAUGUUUUGGUCCUUAAUAAAAAUAAAUAAUAUAAAAUAGUAAACAAAUGAUUAAUCAUGCUGUCA